CACCUGAGAUCCACGAGCGUCAGUCGCAGUUCGUCAGUCGGCCGGAUCUGAUCCGAUUUUGAAAUCCCUCGCUGAUCGUGCCUGAUUCUGAUCAGCUGCAAGUGCUUCAGUGCAGAUCCAGUUCCAGUUCCGCUGCCCUCGCGACUCUUAACCGGCACUUAGGGCGCUGUCCUUUACGUGACUUUCAGAUUCGUGCAUCGCUAUCCUCCGGUCAGCUUUUCAGAUUUUAGUUCCCGGUUUUGUUCUCUCUGUGAUUGGAUGCUGGAACCAGCCGCCGUUUUGUGUUGGAAUCAGGUUGGAUCCAUUGAACCGUGAACUGACGCGGCGUCUAGAGAUCGAUAUUCAAAUUUUGUAGAUCUCGAUGUUUGGAUGCUAAGACAAUGAACCCAUCAAACAUGUGGAGCAGCAGCAGUUCUCUCCGCAUUUCAUCUUUAAUUCUCUUCGUCUAUUCUGCACAAGUAAUCGAUGCAAAUCAACAGGGAGCUCACAUCUACAAAGAAGAUAACGGGUCACCGAUCCCGAGCUACACGGUGACGCGAACAUGCGGGAAGAACGGACCAAUCGUCCUCGAGGACGUGACACUCAUCCAGCACCUGGCUCAUUUCGACAGAGAGAAGAGCCCGGACAGAGUGGUCCACGCCAAGGGUGGAGGUGCUUUUGGAUACUUUGAGGUAACGCAUGAUAUAACCCAAUACUCAAAGGCCGUUGUUUUUUCAAAAAUCGGACUGAAGACACCUAUGGUUGCUCGUUUUUCAACUGUUACGAAUGAAGCAGGAGGUGCUGAUACCGUAAGAGAUCCUCGCGGUUUUUCAUUGAGAUUUUACACGGAAAAAGGCAACUGGGACUUGGUCGGAAACAACACUCCAAUUUUCUUCGUUCGGGAUCCUAUGCUGUUCAUGGCGUUCAUCCACUCUCAAAAAAGAAACCCUGUCACCCAUAGAAAGGAUCCAAACAUGGCUUGGGAUUUCGUCUCGCAAAGACACGAGACCCUGUUCCAAAUGUUGAUCACUUUCUCUGAUGCCGGGACCCCAGACGGUUUCCGAUACAUGAACGGAUUCGGAUCGCACACGUUUGUGUUGGUGAAUGAGCACAAUGAGCCUACUUACUGUAAAUUUCAUUUCUUGUCGGAUCAAGGAAUCAAGAAUCUGACCGCCGAAGAGGCCACCCGGUUAGCCGGUACCGAGCCGGACUACUCCAUCAAAGAUCUAUAUGAAGCCAUCGACAACCACGACUACCCAUCGUGGACCAUGUACUUGCAGGUUAUGUCGUUCGACCGAGCCAAUCGGGUCAAAUUCAACGUUCUCGACGUCACCAAGAUGUGGCCAGAGAGUGAUUUCCCUCUCAUUCCUGUCGGAAGAAUGGUUUUGAACCGAAACGCACAAAAUUAUUUUGCUGAAAUAGAACAGCUCGCUUUUGAUCCCUCUAAUCUUAUUCCCGGCAUUCAACCGAGCCGUGAUAAGAUGCUGCAGGCUCGACUUUUCUCUUACAAGGACACUCAACGCCAUCGACUCGGCCCGAAUUUCAUUCAAAUACCGGUCAACAGUCCAUUGAAACCAAAUCACAUCGUUAAUCUUCAAAGGGAUGGACCAGGGCUCAUUUACCAUCAAGAUGGAGAACCCAACUACUAUCCUAACUCCUUUAGUCCGUAUAGACCGGACAUAGAGCAAGAUUUCAUGAACUACACCAUUGAUGGCGUCGUUAUGAGGCACGAUACAAGUGACGCAGACAAUUAUUCUCAAGCCAGAGAGUUCUACGCAGCGAUGGCUGAUCACGACAAAGCUGCCCUGGCUAAAAAUAUUGGAAAUAAUCUGAAGGACGUCAAAGAACCAAUCGCGGUGAAAGUGAUAAGAAGUUUCGGUCUCAUCAGUUCCGAAUUAUCGUCAGGUAUUGAAUACCAUAUGAGAAAAUGAUACAGCGAAAUUUGUCUGGAUUUCAAAGGCUGAAUAUACUUUUAGAUAAUUUCUAUUCGGAAGACUUUGCCCUGAUUAGAGUAAUAUUGAAACUCGAUUUAUGUGAUAUAUCCUGUUAAUUUAUUUUUUGUGAUAUGUUUAUAUAUUUUUUGUCCAAAUGAGUUCA
This is a messenger RNA of Bemisia tabaci, 2076 nucleotides long. RefSeq names its product catalase. The record is from RefSeq and is a predicted model, not a curated record. Lineage: Eukaryota; Metazoa; Arthropoda; Insecta; Hemiptera; Aleyrodidae. Gene Ontology annotation, molecular function: catalase activity; heme binding. Gene Ontology annotation, cellular component: cytoplasm; peroxisome; mitochondrion. Gene Ontology annotation, biological process: response to hydrogen peroxide; hydrogen peroxide catabolic process.